AAUUUGUAGUAUUCAUCAAAGAACAAGUGGGUUUGUUUUGUGUGAUUCGUGAUGGGUCUCUCAAAUUUUCCGAGUGCAUCGGAAGGGGUGCUUCCGGUGCUGGUGAUAAACACGGUUCUCUCGGUGGCGGUGUUGAAGAACAUGUUCAGAUCCAUGCUCCAAGUUGUGGGAGGAAGUGAAAGUCAAAGUCAAAGUGACGGUGAGAACACCGAAGAAGAGUGUCGUGAAAGUUCACGGGAAAGGAGGGUGUCGAUAACUCAGUACAAGGCAUUGCGGAAGGACAUGGGGAGAAGAAGUGUGAGGAUGGUGGAGUGCUGCGUUUGUUUGUGUCGUUUUGAAGGCAAUGAAGAGGUUAGCGAGUUGCCUUGCAAACAUUACUUCCACCGAGGUUGUUUGGAGAAAUGGUUUCAUAACAAACACUCCUCAUGUCCCUUGUGUCGUUCCAUGGAUUAGUUCACACACAUACUCUUCUUCCUCCUGUAACCUGUUACGUAGCAGAGUUAGUUCUUGUUCUUGUAACCUGUUACGUGUGUGUAUAUAUCUAAAUUUCUUUACUUUGAUAUGUAAAGGUACUGCAACCAACUCAGUUCCUCUGUGUCUAGUUUUUAUGGAACAAAAUGAGAGAUGGUGUUGCUUUUAAUUACUUGCUUGCUUUUGUAAGUGACAGUGCUUCAAACUUGAGAGUUCCUUUAAUUUUCACUA
Molecule: messenger RNA, 702 nt
Organism: Vigna unguiculata (cowpea)
Lineage: Eukaryota; Viridiplantae; Streptophyta; Magnoliopsida; Fabales; Fabaceae
Product: RING/U-box superfamily protein
Source: RefSeq, a predicted model, not a curated record